Molecule: messenger RNA, 2874 nt
Organism: Exophiala dermatitidis NIH/UT8656
Lineage: Eukaryota; Fungi; Ascomycota; Eurotiomycetes; Chaetothyriales; Herpotrichiellaceae
Product: DNA mismatch repair protein MSH5
Exons: 4
Coding region: 1-2874 (957 amino acids)
Biological process (GO): mismatch repair; chiasma assembly
Cellular component (GO): nucleus
Molecular function (GO): ATP-dependent DNA damage sensor activity; mismatched DNA binding; ATP binding
Source: RefSeq, a predicted model, not a curated record
AUGCUGUCUUCCUCUACCUCCAGGCAGAGACGCCAUGCCUCUCGCAGGCCCGAGGGAGGUAGAGAUCCUCCUUUUCGUGAGACAGGUCGAGGCCGCUCGAACCGGCAAAAGUAUCGAGCGCAUCGAGCCCAGUCGAAUUCGUCCGUGCCUCCAUCAGAAGCAAUCUCCCGUCAUCGACCAACGCCAGCCCGAUCGGAGACACAUUCCUUCAAUGGCACGAACAAUCAUGAGGUACAAUCGUCGCACGAUGACGAUUUUCUGGACAAGGUCAUUGUGGCUAUCAAUCUCAAAGAAAAAGGAAGGGUUGGUUGUGCAUACUAUAUUGCGGCCGAGGAAAGACUUUUGUGUAUGGAAGAAUUUGAUGGUGGAGGCGUCGACAUGAUCGAAAGAAUAAAACUUGAUGUCCAGCCCACUACGGUCAUACUGUCGCCUCAAUCUGAUGCUGCAUCGGAAACCAAGGACACAGGGGUUCGACGACAGGUGUCUCUGAUCGACAGUGAUGAGGACAACCACCCUCUCCCUUACGAAAUUGAAAUACGACCUUCGCACGACUUCAGCUACGAAAGUGCGUUAAACAAGCUCAUUAACCUUCUUCCCUUCGCCAGCCAUGAUCAUGCUUCCGAAUUCUUCGUACCAGGCGAAGCGGCCACCCUGGAAGAAGGAUUACAGCCUGAAGAGCUAGGCUUGACCAGACGUCGGGGCAAGCUGAUACAGGUCUCUUCCUGGCUCGAUCUGCACAACAGACUCAGCAUUGGGUGCAUGGGCGCCGUCAUCGGCUACCUCCAGCGAAGGAGGUCCACGCAAUAUCAAGAUGAUGGCUUUGACACCAACUUGCCUUGGCGAGUACGCAGGCUUGAGAUGUUUCAUCUUAGAGAUAUAAUGCUGGUCAACACGGACACUUUGAUGUCGCUACAGAUUGUCCAGCCGGAGAGCAGCCCAGCCGCUCACAAGCAAUGUCCACGUUCAUCCGUGGCAAAAGAGCCACUGUCAAUUCAUGGGCUCUUCCAAAAGAAUGCCAAAACACCGCAGGGAAAGGUCCUUCUCCGACAAGCCUUUCUCAGACCAUCUCUCGACAUGGAGCAUAUCAUCAAGCGCCUCGACAUAGUGUCGGUUUUCGUCCGCCCGGACAACGAUGGGGCGUGCCGCAAACUCACCAAGAACCUCAGCAAGAUCAAGAACAUGCGGACCACAACGACUCUCCUGCAGAAAGGCAUUGACAGCGGCAAGCAAAAGUACAAUGCCUUCAAAAGCGGAGUCUGGGCAUCGCUGCUCGACUUCUGCUACCACACAAUCGAGAUUGCAGAUACCUUGCAGGAAGUAUUGGGAGCCGAUCGACUCCCGCUCUUUGUAGUCGCCUCAGACGUCCUGGACCGACACAGCCUGCAACGGCUCGGGCGGAUGAUAUAUGAGAUCGUCGACCUAGAUGCAUCGACCGACCAGCAGCGCACCGUCAUCAAGCCCGGUGUCAACGAACAGCUGGACGGGAUCAAGAUCAUCUACGAUGACAUGGAAGACAUGCUGACCACAAAGGCCGUCGAGAUCUCCCGCUCCUUGCCGGCCGGAGUCAUUGUCGACUUGGAGGUCACAUACCUGCCUCACAUGGGAUUUCAUGUCGGGGUGCUACUGGACGCGGCGACCGGACAGCCCGUCUACGAUGGCCGUCAACUCGGGUGGCAGCGGACUUUCAACACGGAAAAGAUGGUCUACUUCAAAAACGCCGCCAUGAAUGAACUGGAUGAGGACUUGGGUGACUUGUACGCCAACAUCUGCGAUCUCGAAAUCGAGAUUGCCUAUGACCUUGCUCAAAAGGUGCUCGAGGAGGCGAAAUUGCUGGUCACGGCGUCCGACAUCUGCGGUGAACUCGAUUGCAACCUGGCGUUUGCGCAUACGGCACGUCAGUACAAGAUGACUAGACCGCGCAUGACAGAAGACAAUGUCAUUGAAAUCAAGGGUGGUCGGCACUUGUUACAGGAACUGACAGUCCCUUCUUUCGUUCCCAACGACACUUUCUUGGUUGGCGGCCGUGGUGACGGUGGUGGCGGUGGCAGAAAUCACAACACUACGACUGAUGGCCCGAGCCUGUUGAUACUGACGGGGCCGAACUAUUCAGGAAAAUCCGUGUAUCAGAAACAGGUCGCUCUGGCGGUUUAUAUGGCCCAGGUGGGAUCGUAUGUACCGGCCGAUGCAGCCACCAUUGGCAUCACCGACAAGAUUUAUACACGCAUCACUUCUCGGGAAUCCGUGUCUAGUAUCGGCUCGGCGUUCAUGAUCGACAUGCAGCAAAUCGCCAUGGCGCUCAAUUCGUGCACAAGGACAAGUUUGAUCGUGAUUGACGAGUUUGGCAAAGGCACCGACUCAUGUGACGGGGCAGGGCUCGCCGCCGGCGUCCUUCAACACCUGUCAUCCCUCGGACCUGAAACCCCCAAAGCUCUGGUGGCCACUCAUUUCCACGAGAUUUUCGAGCUUGGCCUGUUCGACACGGCGACAAACAUCGCUUUUGCGCACAUGGAAGUGCGAGUGGAUGAACGAAAGGGCCGCCAUGAGGGCCACAGCAGCACUGAAGUUACACAUCUUUACAAUCUCCGACCCGGCAGGAGUGAUACCUCGUAUGGUGUCCAAUGCGCUGCUCAGAAUGGCGUGCCGAGGGAAGUGGUCGAACGAGCCAACGAGCUGGCCAGACUCUCCCGCAACGGUGAGGACAUGGUAGCCAUAUGUUCUGCAUUGGGAGAGGCAGAGUUGGAAGAGCUCCGGUCUGCAGAAAUGGUGGCGAGAACGUUCAAGGACCAGGACUUUGGCCAGGAAAUGAUGAAGGAGGAUCUGCUGGUAGCUCUGGAUGCCAUGCUUGGAGCGCCAUUUGAAGAGAUAGAUGGCUGA